Molecule: messenger RNA, 8454 nt
Organism: Cercocebus atys (sooty mangabey)
Lineage: Eukaryota; Metazoa; Chordata; Mammalia; Primates; Cercopithecidae
Gene: PIK3C2A
Product: phosphatidylinositol-4-phosphate 3-kinase, catalytic subunit type 2 alpha
Exons: 34
Coding region: 248-5314 (1688 amino acids)
Biological process (GO): phosphatidylinositol 3-kinase/protein kinase B signal transduction; phosphatidylinositol-mediated signaling; cell migration
Cellular component (GO): plasma membrane; cytoplasm; phosphatidylinositol 3-kinase complex
Molecular function (GO): 1-phosphatidylinositol-4-phosphate 3-kinase activity; phosphatidylinositol binding; 1-phosphatidylinositol-3-kinase activity
Source: RefSeq, a predicted model, not a curated record
GGCUGAGCCAGCUGAGGGGAAAAAUGGCUCGGACUGUGGCGGCUUCGGCGGCUCAGGUUGUAGUAGAGGCGGAGGCUCAGGCAGCUUGAGUUCUGGAAGCUGGGAAGUCCGAGGGCAUGGUAGUACCAACAUCUGCUUGGCAUCUGGUGAGGACGUUCUUGCUGUGUCAUAACAUAGUGCAGCUCUUGCUGUUUUGGAAGCUACAAGAAAAAAAUAGAGGAAGGAAGGUUUGAUCUUUUUGGUGGACAUGGCUCAGAUAUCCAGCAACAGCGGAUUUAAAGAAUGUCCAUCUUCACAUCCGGAACCAACAAGAGCAAAAGAUGUGGACAAAGAAGAAGCAUUACAGAUGGAAGCAGAAGCUUUAGCAAAACUGCAAAAGGAUAGGCAAGUGACUGACAAUCAGAGAGGCUUUGAGUUGUCAAGCAGCACCAGAAAAAAAGCACAGGUUUAUAAUAAACAGGAUUAUGAUCUCAUGGUGUUUCCCGAAUCAGAUUCCCAAAAAAGAGCAUUAGAUAUUGAUGUAGAAAAGCUCACUCAAGCUGAACUUGAGAAACUAUUGCUGGAUGACAGUUUUGAGACUAGAAAAACACCUGUAUUACCAGCUACUCCUGUUCUGAGCCCUUCCUUUUCAGCACAGCUCUAUUUUAGACCUACUAUUCAGAGAGGACAGUGGCCACCUGGAUUAUCUGGGCCUUCCACUUAUACUUUACCUUCUAUUUAUCCUUCUACUUACAGUAAACAGGCUGCAUUCCAAAAUGGCUUCAAUCCAAGAAUGCCCACUUUUCCAUCUACAGAACCUAUAUAUUUAAGUCUUCCGGGACAAUCUCCAUAUUUCUCAUAUCCUUUGACACCUGCCACACCCUUUCAUCCACAAGGAAGCUUACCUAUCUAUCGUCCAGUAGUCAGUCCUGACAUGGCAAAACUAUUUGACAAAAUAGCUAGUACAUCAGAAUUUUUAAAAAAUGGGAAAGCAAGGACUGAUUUGGAGAUAACAGAUUCAAAAGUCAGCAGUCUACAGGUAUCUCCAAAGUCUGAGGAUAUCAGUAAAUUUGACUGGUUAGAUUUGGAUCCUCUAAGUAAGCCUAAGGUGGAUAACGUGGAGGUAUUAGACCAUGAAGAAGAGAAAAAUGUUUCAAGUUUGCUAGCAAAGGAUCCUUGGGAUGCUGUUCUUCUUGAAGAGAGAUUGCCAGCAAAUUGUCAUCUUGAAAGAAAGGUGAAUGGAAAAUCCCUUUCUGUGGCAACUGUAACAAGAAGCCAGUCUUUAAAUAUUCGAACAACUCAGCUUGCAAAAGCCCAGGGCCAUAUAUUUCAGUUACAGAAAGACCCAAAUGGGACCAGUAAUUUGCCAACUGGAAGUUCUCUUCUUCAAGAAGUUGAAGUACAGAAUGAGGAGAUGGCAGCUUUUUGUCGAUCCAUUACAAAAUUGAAGACCAAAUUUCCGUAUACCAAUCACCGCACAAACCCAGGCUAUUUGUUAAGUCCAGUCACAGCACAAAGAAACAUAUGCGGAGAAAAUGCUAGUGUGAAGGUCUCCAUUGAAAUUGAAGGAUUUCAGCUACCAGUUACUUUUACAUGCGAUGUGAGUUCUACUGUAGAAAUCAUUAUAAUGCAAGCCCUUUGCUGGGUACAUGAUGACUUGAAUCAAGUAGAUGUUGGCAGCUAUGUUCUGAAAGUUUGCGGUCAAGAGGAAGUGCUGCAGAAUAAUCAUUGCCUUGGAAGUCAUGAGCAUAUUCAAAACUGUCGAAAAUGGGACACAGAAAUUAGACUACAACUCUUGACCUUCAGUGCAAUGUGUCAAAAUCUGGCCCGAACAGCAGAAGAUGAUGAAACACCCGUGGAUUUAAACAAACACCUGUAUCAAAUAGAAAAACCUUACAAAGAAGCCAUGACAAGACACCCGGUUGAAGAACUCUUAGAUUCUUAUCACAACCAAGUAGAAGUGGCUCUUCAAAUUGAAAACCAGCACCGAGCAGUAGAUCAAGUAAUUAAAGCUGUAAGAAAAAUCUGUAGUGCUUUAGAUGGUGUCGAGACUCUUGCCAUUACAGAAUCAGUAAAGAAGCUAAAGAGAGCAGUUAAUCUUCCAAGGAGUAAAACUGCUGAUGUGACUUCUUUGUUUGGAGAAGAAGACACUAGCAAGAAGUCAACUAGGGGCUCACUUAAUCCUGAAAAUCCUGUUCAAGUAAGCAUAAACCAAUUAACUGCAGCAAUUUAUGAUCUUCUCAGACUCCAUGCAAAUUCUGGUAGGAGUCCUACAGACUGUGCCCAAAGUAGCAAGAGUGCCAAGGAAGCAUGGACUACAACAGAGCAGCUCCAGUUUACUAUUUUUGCUGCUCAUGGAAUUUCAAGUAAUUGGGUAUCAAAUUAUGAAAAAUACUACUUGAUAUGUUCACUGUCUCACAAUGGAAAGGAUCUUUUUAAACCGAUUCAAUCAAAGAAGGUUGGCACUUACAAGAAUUUCUUCUAUCUUAUUAAGUGGGAUGAACUAAUCAUUUUUCCCAUCCAGAUAUCACAAUUGCCAUUAGAAUCACUUCUUCACCUUACUCUUUUUGGAAUUUUAAAUCAGAGCAGUGGAAGUUCCCCUGAUUCUAAUAAGCAGAGAAAGGGACCAGAAGCUUUGGGCAAAGUUUCUUUACCUCUUUUUGACUUUAAACGGUUUUUAACAUGUGGAACUAAACUUCUAUACCUUUGGACUUCAUCACAUACAAAUUCUGUUCCUGGAACAGUUACCAAAAAAGGAUAUUUCAUGGAAAGAAUAGUGCUACAGGUUGAUUUUCCUUCUCCUGCAUUUGAUGUAAUUUAUACAACUCCUCAAGUUGACAGAAGCAUUAUACAGCAACAUAACUUAGAAACACUAGAGAAUGAUAUAAAAGGGAAACUUCUUGAUAUUCUUCAUAAAGACUCAUCACUUGGACUUUCUAAAGAAGAUAAAGCUUUUUUAUGGGAGAAACGUUAUUAUUGCUUCAAACACCCAAAUUGUCUUCCUAAAAUAUUAGCAAGUGCCCCAAACUGGAAGUGGGUUAAUCUUGCCAAAACUUACUCAUUACUUCACCAGUGGCCUCCAUUGUACCCACUAAUUGCAUUGGAACUUCUUGAUUCAAAAUUUGCUGAUCAGGAAGUAAGAUCCCUAGCUGUGACCUGGAUUGAGGCUAUUAGUGAUGAUGAGCUAACAGAUCUUCUUCCACAGUUUGUACAAGCUUUGAAAUACGAAAUUUACUUGAAUAGUCCAUUAGUGCAAUUCCUUCUGUCCAGGGCAUUGGGAAAUAUCCAGAUAGCACACAAUUUAUAUUGGCUUCUCAAAGAUGCCCUGCAUGAUGUACAGUUUAGUACCCGAUACGAACAUGUUUUGGGUGCUCUCCUGUCAGUAGGAGGAAAACGACUUAGAGAAGAACUUCUAAAACAGACGAAACUUGUACAGCUUUUAGGAGGAGUAGCAGAAAAAGUAAGGCAGGCAAGUGGAUCAGCCAGACAGGUUGUUCUCCAAAGAAGUAUGGAACGAGUACAGUCCUUUUUUCAGAAAAAUAAAUGCCGUCUCCCUCUCAAGCCAAGUCUAGUGGCAAAAGAAUUAAAUAUUAAGUCGUGUUCCUUCUUCAGUUCUAAUGCUGUCCCCCUAAAAGUCACAAUGGUGAAUGCUGACCCUAUGGGAGAAGAAAUCAAUGUCAUGUUUAAGGUUGGUGAAGAUCUUCGGCAAGAUAUGUUAGCUUUACAGAUGAUAAAGAUUAUGGAUAAGAUCUGGCUUAAAGAAGGACUAGAUCUGAGGAUGGUAAUAUUCAAAUGUCUCUCAACUGGCAGAGAUCGAGGCAUGGUGGAGCUGGUUCCUGCUUCCGAUACCCUCAGGAAAAUCCAAGUGGAAUAUGGUGUGACAGGAUCCUUUAAAGAUAAACCACUUGCAGAGUGGCUAAGGAAAUACAAUCCCUCUGAAGAAGAAUAUGAAAAGGCUUCAGAGAACUUUAUCUAUUCCUGUGCUGGAUGCUGUGUAGCCACCUAUGUUUUAGGCAUCUGUGAUCGACACAAUGACAAUAUAAUGCUUCGAAGCACAGGACACAUGUUUCACAUUGACUUUGGAAAGUUUUUGGGACAUGCACAGAUGUUUGGCAGCUUCAAAAGGGAUCGGGCUCCUUUUGUGCUGACCUCUGAUAUGGCAUAUGUCAUUAAUGGGGGUGAAAAGCCCACCAUUCGUUUUCAGUUGUUUGUGGACCUCUGCUGUCAGGCCUACAACUUGAUAAGAAAGCAGACAAACCUUUUUCUUAACCUCCUUUCACUGAUGAUUCCUUCAGGGUUACCAGAACUUACAAGUAUUCAGGAUUUGAAAUAUGUUAGAGAUGCACUUCAACCCCAAACUACAGAUGCAGAAGCUACAAUUUUCUUUACUAGGCUUAUUGAAUCAAGUUUGGGAAGCAUUGCCACAAAGUUUAACUUCUUCAUUCAUAACCUUGCUCAGCUUCGUUUUUCUGGUCUUCCUUCUAAUGAUGAGCCCAUCCUUUCAUUUUCACCUAAAACAUACUCCUUUAGACAAGAUGGUCGAAUCAAGGAAGUCUCUGUUUUCACAUAUCAUAAGAAAUACAACCCAGAUAAACAUUAUAUUUAUGUAGUCCGAAUUUUGAGGGAAGGGCAGAUUGAACCAUCAUUUGUCUUCCGAACAUUUGACGAAUUUCAGGAACUUCACAAUAAGCUCAGUAUUAUUUUUCCACUUUGGAAGUUACCAGGCUUUCCUAAUAGGAUGGUUCUAGGAAGAACACACAUAAAAGAUGUAGCAGCCAAAAGGAAAAUUGAGUUAAACAGUUACUUACAGAGUUUGAUGAAUGCUUCAACGGAUGUAGCAGAGUGUGAUCUUGUUUGUACUUUCUUCCACCCCUUACUUCGUGAUGAGAAAGCUGAAGGAAUAGCUAGGUCUGCAGAUGCAGGUUCCUUCAGUCCUACUCCAGGCCAAAUAGGAGGAGCUGUGAAAUUAUCCAUCUCUUACCGAAAUGGUACUCUUUUCAUCAUGGUGAUGCACAUCAAAGAUCUUGUUACUGAAGAUGGAGCUGACCCAAAUCCAUAUGUCAAAACAUACCUACUUCCAGAUAACCACAAAACAUCCAAACGUAAAACCAAAAUUUCACGAAAAACGAGGAAUCCGACAUUCAAUGAAAUGCUUGUAUACAGUGGAUAUAGCAAAGAAACCCUAAGACAGCGAGAACUUCAACUAAGUGUACUCAGUGCAGAAUCUCUGCGGGAAAAUUUUUUCUUGGGUGGAGUAACCCUGCCUUUGAAAGAUUUCAACUUGAGCAAAGAGACGGUUAAAUGGUAUCAGCUGACUGCAGCAACAUACUUGUAAACUAGUGAAUGGCUGAGCUUUGGAAGCAAGAACAGUUAUAAACGUGCAUGCAUACAUGCACACACACACACAGACACACACACACUUGUUAAUUUUGUACAGUAUUUUUAUACUUGGACAGAACUUAAAAAAUUAAAUAUACUUGCUGCAUUUCAACACAUCUGUUGGACCAACAGUCACAUAACUAACCUUUUUGAAUUUUUGGAAGCCAUUGCUGUUUUAAAGUCAUUAUACAGAAUGCUACAAACCCUAAACUUAAUAUAUACUAAUCCCUGAAAAAGACUUUGAGACAGUACUGUGUCAGUUCAGCCACCUAUUUUGCAUUGUUUUCUAUAAGGAGACAGAGCAUAUGUGUUUUCCUGUUAUGCACCUUUUAUAGCCUUUACCACUGUGUAAUGUUCACAAACACCAAAGUAAAGGAAAAAUGCAGGAUGUUACCAUAAAAUCCAGCUGCUAUUCAUGGAGCUGAAAAACAAAGCACAAAUAAUAGAUAGCUAUGUUAAGAACUACUAAGUAGUUUAUAGAAGUAGGGAAAAACAUAAUACUGCUUUUUAUUCAUGUCUUUAAAGCCUUUUUCAGAAUAAGUGCCAAUCACUGAUGUUGUAAAUAAUGGUGCCUUAACUUUAUAUGCUUCCCUGGCACUUCAUUUCUGAUUUUUUUCCUGGUUUGAUAAAUAAUUAGUACAUAGGUUUCACUCACUUUCCGCUUACUAAAGACAAGAAAUUAUGUACAUGUACUAAUGUUUUUCCCACAAAAUAUCCUUUACUUCUGAUGUAUGAAUUAGUUAUUUAAAUGGUUAAUUCAUUUACGUUUUUGUUGCCGAAUACCUGAAUAAGACUCACCAAUGUGAUUGUACAAUAAAUUCCAUCAUUCCAUUAAAAUCCUACAUUUAUUCCCAGGAGUGGUAAUUUCACCUCCCUACAUCUAUACUCCACUCCCUCAGUAAAUAAGUGAAAAUUGUUAACCCAUGUGCCCAUUCCUGAGUAGGGCAGACUCUUCACAAGAGGCCCAUGACAAGAAUUCUAGGGUCCAGAUUGAACUUUAAUAUAGACCUUUGUCUACGUAGACCAGUUUGUCUUGUAAACUGUCUUACUUACAUGUGUAAACAUUUUACAUUCACGUGAAAAGUUAUUUUCCUUUAUAUAAUAGGAUUCAGAAUCAUAAGGGACAGCAUUGAAAUUAUUCUACAGUAACCAGUAAGAAUAAGAUUCGGCUGGGCGCGGUGGCUCAUGCCUGUAAUCCCAACAUUUUGGGAGGCCAAGGUGGGUGGAUCACCUGAGGUCAGGAGUUUCAGACCAGCCUGGCCAACGUGGCGAAACCCCAUCUCCACACAAAAAUUAGCCAGGCGUAGGUGGUGGCGGGCAACUGUAAUCCCAGCUACUCGGAGGGCUAAGGCAGGAAAAUCGCUUGAACUCAGUCACUGCCUGGGUGACAAGAGCGAAACUCCGUCUUAAAAAAAAAGAAAGAAGAGUAAGAUUUAUUCUUAUUAGUUACUAAUUUCAGACACAAUUUUGUUAAUUUGGAUGUAUACAUAUAUAUAAUAAUAACUCUCAUGGUUAGAGUAGAAAUUCAGAUACUUUAAAAAUGGUAAUAGAAAUUGUACCAGUCAGGUUGCUGUGAGAAAACUGACAAAAUAUGCAAUAAAGAAUACCAAGAGAAAAAGGACAAUCGCCAAUUCAGUUGCCCAGAACAGAAUUUUUAUGAACUGCACAAAUGUUUAAUGUAAAUGGUGAUACCUACAGGGAAGAAAUAGAAAAGUUGAUAAUAUAUCAGUGGGACGGGGUGGGGGAAAAACUUGAAAUUUUUGGUGCCUAACACUAAUGGUCCAUAUGUAGUUAAACCUAUGAGUAUGGUAUACGAAUGUCUUUUUUUUAUGUUAAAAUGUGUUGUCUAUUUAAUAAGUUAAUUAAAAUGCAGAUCAAAGCACCGCCAUUUGCUUUUUUCACAGAUCAUUAACAUUUCCUCAAAGUGUGUAAGUACCUUUGCAAAUGCAAAUGUGCUAGUAAUUUUCACUUAAGCUUUUGAGACUUAAUUCCAUUCCACCAGUUAUCACUUAGCCACUGUAAUUUAAAAACAAACAAAAACUGUCUUGGUAGAGGUCAUCGUUAAUUAGACUCAACAUGUACUGCCUUUUUGCAGUCUAUUGUGACAGUGUCUUUUAGCACAAAUAAUACAGCUAAAAAAUGUCCUGUCACUUCCAUUAUAAGAAAUCUGGAUUCAUAUCUAAAAGUAUAUAUAAUACUGUACAGUUAAGAGUUCAGAAUAAGUGGUAAUGUUUUCUCUUAAUUUAACUCAUUUUGUGCCUUCUUUACUCAUUCAAACACACAUACAUUUUACAUAUAGUUUAUUUCUUUAUGAAAUGCUAAUCUUCAGCCCAUACCAAAAAAUAAAAGAGGGGAGCCUCUUUGCACUACUACUAUCAAUCAAUUUUAAAUUAGUUGGAUUUUUAAGCAUUUUUUAAAAGCUGACAUUAAAGUAAAUCUGAAAAACAAAAGUUUAACAAACUGACCAAGACACUAAUUUUUACGUAUAAUCACAAUAUUUUAUACUCACCUUUAUUGACUAAAAAUAAUUAUGCUGCAUGUUGUCCUGCAUCAGAAGAAUUAUUUCUUCUUGCCAGUGUUUUGGGAUUUGAAGAUAAUGGUUCACUCAAAGAACCUAUUAUUUUCUCUACUGAGGAACCCAAUGUAGAACUUGCACUGAUAUUUUUAUUACUGCCUUUAUAUGAAUCUAUAGGUAUCUAAAUGUUAAGGCAUGUAUGAUCUUUGAUUUCUUUUUUCAAAUUAAAGUUGUAUAAAAGUUUCAGUAUCUUGCCUUAAAUUAGUUGCCUAUUUCUAGAAUUCAAAUAUUGUGGCAUUUAAAAAAGAAAACAUUCACUUUUGAAACUUAGACUUCAGAUCAAAAAGGACUGAACCCCCACUAUCAUAAUCUAUAAGUUUAUUGCCAUGUUGUUUGACUAGCAGUGCAUAUAUGAAUGAAUAUGGUAAUUAGUCUCAUCUAUAAGAACCAAAUACUUUAAUUAUAUUAAGGUAGUGAAUAAAGAUGUAUAAUAUUUUUAUUAAUACCCUGAAUAUAUUCAGUGGAUUGAAUGUGACUUCAUAACUGUACUACGAUUGUAUUAAAAUAUUUCUGGAAUAAAA